CAUCAAAGCUUUCUGCAUGCCCAACUAAGUGUUUAAUAUUAUAGGGAGAGAAAGGAUCGAUUUGAAUUACAGCUCUGAAUACCUACCUAAGUAAACAAAAGGCAAAAAAGGCGAAAUGGCGGCUCUUCCUGAGAAAUCAUCCGAUACCUCAAGCGUCAAGAUACAAGUUGGGGAAACUGAGCAUCUUGUCAACAUCAAUAAAUUUCCUUACUUCAAGGCUUUCCUAGAUUUCCAGCAAAAGUCCGGCCAGGAUACUACUCCUGUGCCGACUCAUAGUGAUAUCCCCUUUUUCGAUGUCAUCAACUACGGAGUAUCCAACGGAUUCCGACACUUCUUUCGCCGCAUGCCUGUUCAACUCUCCGACUACCAUACACUCUGCGAAACCCUCGAGUUUCUUGCUAUCGAUGUCCUCGCAGGGCAGAAGCUGCGUGACAUUAUGAAGGAUCUGAGGAAGUGCAAAUCCGAUUAUGAUAAAUACGAUGGAACCGGUACUAGGGGGCAAAAAAGCCUUGCACGAGACGCGGCUUUUAGGCUCUUGUAUAUAUUCCUCCUCGGUGAGUUCGAAUCGGAGGCCCAGGAUAGGGCAAUGGCCUACAAUGCGGCUCUGUUCGUGGUAUCUCACCCUGGAACUUUCAAGCAGAGAACCCGGAAGAUAGUUCGAGAAGCGUUUGAGGAAAGAUUUCUUGUCACGGAGAAACAGAAAAGGGGCUUGGAUAUGUGGUCCGUCUCUGGUCCUUCUGAGGACCUCGAGGACGAUUGUACUACCGCGGAAGACUCCGAUUACUUUGUCGACUCCGACUAUGCAUACUGGAGCUCCGACUAGAUGCGAAAGUAUUUUGCUAUGUACCAGGUGCUGGUACGGGAUGGGUUGGCGCAAGUGCAAUUGGCAUACCUUAUAAAGGCUUAAAGGAAGACUUGAUAUGUACCAUAGCGGAGGAAUAUGGUCCCGGAGAACUGUUCGAGAAUUGAAAAACGUUCCCUCUUUAGAGAACGUUCCCGGAAAAGUG
Molecule: messenger RNA, 1007 nt
Organism: Daldinia loculata
Lineage: Eukaryota; Fungi; Ascomycota; Sordariomycetes; Xylariales; Hypoxylaceae
Exons: 3
Coding region: 116-823 (235 amino acids)
Source: RefSeq, a predicted model, not a curated record